GGCCCCCACAUGGGGGGAGUGUACGGGAUGGGAGGGUGAACUCUCAGAGUUACUUUUGAGUUUUGUAGCCUUUUCCUCUCAGGUUGGAGGCAGGGGUUUUGACAUCUCCCUGUAGGGUGACCAGAUAGCAAGUGUAAAAAAUCAGGACGGGGUGGGGGGUAAUAGGCGCCUAUAUAAGAAAAAGCCCCCAAAAUCAGGACUGUCCCUAUAAAAUCAGGACAUCUGGUCACCCUAUCUCCCUGUCCCAGUGUCCCCCCUUCAGCCCCAGUUCAGUGUGUAACACAGAUGGCUAUAUGGAGGCUUUUAAUCCUCCUGAGCUUUCUGAGGCCACAACCUGUCCUGCAUUUUCAACCGUGCUAAGUAACGGUGUUGAAUAUGGAUUCUGCUACCUCAAUUGUGCAAAUGGGACCCCGAUCUUGAUUAAAAGCUGCAGUUUAAGAACUGUUCAUGGUACAGACCAAUCUUGAAAAGUGUUUUUUUUAAAAAGCCCUUUCAGUAAAGUUCUGCACCCCAUCCGAGCUGGCCAGCAUGGCCGUGUUAGCGGACUGCAGCUUUAAAAGCAGUGCUUAAAAUCAGUUUGCUGGAAUAGCAGAGCAGGCAGUGUGUGUUUUACAGUUGCAUCCUAGUUAUAGCAAUAUUGGGAACCCUCGCGUAGACCAAGCUCCUGUGGUCACCAGCUUUUUUAACAGUGUUGUUAACCCUACUCAGAUCUACAUAACACUGUAUUAAGAAUGUUAGUGCUCAUGGGAGCAUUGUUGUUUACACUGGUGCUGUCGCUAUUGGAGUUCACCUAGGUUUUUUUUUUUUUUUUGCAACCCUUCCCCUCCCAAUGUAGACCAAAAAGAGUGACAUUUUCCAAGAGGACAUAUUAACCCCCCUUCAUUGAUCAAAUAACUAGCAAAGUUUUGCACAUGAAAAUAGUCAUGGUCUCAUGUAACUGGCAGCCAGGAAUUUCUGAUCCCUGUUCUGUUGUGGGCUUGGGCAAGUCUCUCUUACUGUCUUGGUUUCCUUAUCCUUAUAAUAAAUAUGUUUAUACCAUAGGUUUUUUGAAAUCAAUGUAAUGUGUUUUGAAGAUGUAAAGAGCUAUAAAAAUAAUAAUGGUCUAAUCCUCAGGACUUGUAGUACCUAUACUCCCUAGAACCACUGGUUUAAAUCCUGACAGUGCUGACUUCUAUGGCAAAUAAAUUCAGUUCAGUGCAAUUUAGCCUGGGUCACUUUUGGAUGUGAUCUUAAAAACCAAGAUCCUGUCUGCUCUGCAUUCCUGGUUAGACAAUAAAGAUACUUUUCUGAGGUAGCAAGAGAAUAGACUUGUUCCAGUGUUCUUUCCAUCCUCCCUUGUAACAGGUAAGUAGCAGCUAGCUAGGUGAUGUUGAUUGAUGGGGUCAGCCCCACCUGCAUGAAAAUAUUAUUUACUGUCAGUCUCUGCAUGGCCAAAACUCAGGACAGAGACUUGAGGCCAAUCCUGCAAACCAUCACUCCCACAAGACGUCCCACUUCCUUCAAUUAAACUAGUAUGGAUAAGGAUUACUCUUGUGAGUAAAGGGCCAUGGGAUCUUGGAUUUCUAAUUGCAAGCAGCAUUAAGACCUACUGCUGUUCCAUUUGGAAAGUUGAUGGCAAAACUCCCAUAGACUUAAAUAAGAGCGAUAUCAGGGACAGCAAGGUUCAUGUCCAGCUAAUCCUGUCUAUCAGAAGUUUAUUUUUAGUGCAGAAUUAGCUGAGGUCAGAGUCGACACUGUCGGGUUUAGGAAGCUGUUCAGUGUCUCUCUCAAGGACUGACUUUGAAUGAUAUGGGGAAGAAACAAGUGGUGAGUUCAGUUCUAGGGAGCCUUUAAUUACAUUAUCUGUGUAUUUUUUUAAUUGAAAUAAAGUCUUUGGAGCAUGGGGAUUUUUUCUUUUGUCCAGUUCACUUAUUUAAUACAAAAUCUGAAUCUAAGCUGCCUCAUUUUUUCUAGGUGAGAAAAAUGUAUCAGGUGUGUGAGCUAUGCUUCAGCUAGUUUGUUAACAAGAGGUUUUAUUAUUUUGUAGUUUUAAUUUUGUUUUGACUUUAUGGUCAAAAUAAUUUGAAAAGGUUGUGUUUUAUUGCACAUUUUAUCAUGUUGGACUGUUCUCUCUCUAAAUUUAUAAUUUCACUAGUAAAGUACCCGCAACUCUUCAUACUAUAAUCUGCAAAUAUGUUGAUAUUAAAUGCCUAAUUUUUGGCAGUGUUUUUGUAGAUAAUAUUUUCAAUAACUGACUGGAGUGAUGAAUUAACUUUCCUGUUUGUGUAGUUUAUUAUAAGAGAAGUAAAAAUAUUUAAAGAGAACAGCUACAUAUGCCUCUGAGGUGUCUAUAGCAGUGGUUCUCAAACUUUUGUACUGGUGACCUCUUUCACAUAGCAAGCCUCUGAGUGUGACCCACCUUAUAAAUUAAAAACACUUUUUAAUAUAUUUAACACCAUUAUAAAUGCUGGAGGCAAAGGGGGUUUGGGAUGGAGGCUGACAGCUCGUGACCCCCCAUGUAAUAACCUCGUGACCCCCGGAGGCGUCCCUAGUUUGAGAACCCCUGAUCUAUAGCAUCUCUCGAAAAUUCAGCACAUAUCAGAAUUUAGGCAUUGACAUCAAAUGUGUAUUAGAUACUAUUUUACAUUUCUACAUAGCACCUUCCAUCCAAGGAUCUCAAUGCAAUUGUGUACAUUUGCUUAUGUAUGUGAUGUUCAGAAUCGCCUUUCAGAAGACUUAAUAUUUGUUGGAUGUGUCGGUCAUGCUUGGAAUGAGCUGGUUUCUGUGAAAUGGCUUAGCAAGGGCUUAGAAGGGAGAUGGUUUCAUAACAUACUGAUGGAAGAUUUUUAUUUCAGUGCCCACCCCGUGCCCUUCCCCCAGUUCCAAGAUGAAAUUCCACUUAGUCGUCCAAAAAGAAAGAAGCCCAAAGGAAAAAAUGCACUGGAGGGUAUUGUUCAUGCAGCUGUCCGUCGGCCAUCUGAGAGUAGCGAGCCUCUAACUCCUGAGGUUCAGGAUGCUCCACCUCAGAGGAAACGCAAGAAGAAGAGAAUGCCUCCUGAAUCUGAGACCUCUUUCACCCAGCAGAAUGUGCCCAACACAUCCUUUUUUCAGACUGGAAAUGGCAUGGAUCCCCAGCCCUCUGAAGAAACAGUGAUUCGUAAACAUCGAAAAAAAACAAAGAAGACUCGGCCAGCAGAAAUGCAAUGUUCCAAUGAACUGGGAGUGGAGGAAGAGGACAUUAUUGAAGAUGAACAAACAAAAAGUCCAGAUCAGCAACCUGUGUUUGCUGUUCCCACUGGUGCUAGCCAGCCUGUGAGCAAGGUGUUUGUUGAAAAAAAUCGGCGUUUCCAGGCAGCUGACCGCACAGAAUUGGUUAAAACCACAGAAAACAUUGAUGUAUUUAUGGAUGUAAAGGCUUUAUGGACCACUAGGGAUGUGGCACUCUCAGUGCACCGUGGUUUCAGGGUGAUUGGACUCUUUUCUCAUGGCUUCCUUGCUGGCUAUGCUGUGUGGAACAUUAUUGUAAUAUACAUUCUAGCAGGAAACCAGCUAUCCACUCUCUCAAACCUGCUACAGCAGUACAAGGCCUUAGCAUAUCCUGCUCAGAGUUUCCUUUACUUGUUGUUGGCUAUCAGCACAGUUUCAGCCUUUGACAGGAUUGACUUGGCUAAAGCAUCAGUAGCAGUGCGAGGCUUCCUGACCCUGGAUCCAGCAGCCAUAGCCUCUUUCUUAUACUUUGUUGCUCUCAUCUUGUCUCUGAGCCAGCAGAUGACAAGUGACAGAAUCAACCUCUAUACACCACCUUCGGAGAAUGGGAGCAUCUGGACCGCAGGUGCAGAGGAACAGAUUCUUCAUCCAUGGAUUGUGGUGAAUCUGGUGGUAGCUCUUCUGGUUGGGCUAUCCUGGCUCUUCUUAUCUUACCGACCAGAGCUAGAUCACAGUGAAGAACUGAUGUUUCAUGCUGAAGUAGAAGAAUUUCCUCAGCUGGAUAAAGGCCUCAAUGUCCAAUCGUAGUGCAGAAAAUGCAUCUUCAAAUACUGUAGCUGAGACUGAGGACUUAGCACUUAUAUGUAUUGUACCUGUAUAUAAUGCUUUUCUACAAAACAAAAUUUGUAUUUUUGUAUUGUUUUAUAUAUACUUGUUUCUGAUGGAUCUUUUAUUUUAAUUAUGCUAUUUUAAAAAAUUCCAAAGAUUUUUGAAAAUAGGACUAUAAAACAUUUUAUAUUUUUUUCUGAUAAAGUGAGUCUUUUCUGGUAGAUAAACUCAAAACUAGUUUGGUAAACAUCACUACCUAGAUAGCACGGGAAGAAGACUGAUGGUAUACAAAAGAUUAGAUGGGCAAAUGCUUUUGUGAGUAGCAUUUUUUUUAUCCUCAACCAGUUGCCUUUGGGUGUUGAUCCUAAUGUCAGCUCAUCUGAUUAGGACAUAUUACUUGGUUAAAUAUUUUUAA
Molecule: messenger RNA, 4429 nt
Organism: Chrysemys picta bellii (western painted turtle)
Lineage: Eukaryota; Metazoa; Chordata; Testudines; Emydidae
Source: RefSeq, a predicted model, not a curated record